CGUCAAUAUGAAUUGAAGGGUUGACAUUCGAAAUUCAGUUAGAAUCGGGUGUGGAAUCAGGCCCCCGGUUGGAUUCCAAUCUUACUCUGUGUAAUUUUCGUGCCCUUCGUGCCGUCUGGUGUUUGUCUGAGGGAAAUGGAUAUUCAACAUGAUCAGCCGUUUCUUUUUACGUUUCUGUCUUCAAUGGAAGAAGAAUUCGGAAUAUUCAUGUCAGAUUCCAUCAACUGAUUCAGGAGGAUCUACGAAAAGAACCGAAUUGCCCAUCACUAUGACCCAGGAGUGGAGUAGAAUGGCUGUGUUUAGGUCUACGACUAUUUUGCUAUUGUGAUAAUAGUAAUUAAACAUUCAUGAAAAAUGGAUAUUUCAUUAAAAUGUCGCGCUUGUUCAAGCGAUAGCCUGAUUAUGUGUAAUUUAUACGAGGAAAUCACCGACAAUGUGAGCUUGAAAGAUAUUUUGGUGGAUUUGAUGAAGUUCCAGGGAGAACCAAACGAUGGUCUGUCGCCGCAUCUUUGCAAAAAUUGCACCGAUACCAUUGUUGAUUUCUACAAUUUAAAGAAAACGUUUUUAGAAAAUGAAGCACAAAAUAAACAUUUGGUACAGUCAGAAAAGGUGGAGUCUUGCAGUGAAAAUGGAGAAUUCUGUGAUGAUUAUAUUCCCCAAGAUGAACCAGAGCCAGCACAUCACAUUGAAAGAAAUGUAUCUGAAAUAAUUAAAAACGAAACGACCAAAGGAGAUUAUGUUGAAACAGUCUAUUUGAUUCAUGAUAAACCCACAGAAACUGAAGUCGCUUUAAAUGAGGAUGUACCUCAGAAGUUAUAUAAAUGUUAUGAAGUAUCUAAAGGCAGCAAGACGUUAAAGCGCAUUUUCAUUACAAAUAACAGUGAAACUCCAGCAGCAGAAAAUGAUCAGACUCAAGGCCAGAAGAGACUUAAAUGGCAAUGCAAAGAUUGUAAUGAGGUGUUUACAUCUGAACAAGAAUAUAAAAAGCACCUGAGGGGCCACAAAAACUUCAUAUGUGAGCUAUGUGGGAAUAAAUACUCCUCUAAAAAGAAUCUGAUGGAUCACAUGGAUACACAUGAAGAUGAAGCAAAGUAUGUUUGUCCCUAUUGUAACAAAGGAUUUAAACAAAGAACAACAUUCCACAAGCACAAGAAAAUACAUACACAUCCAAAGCAGAAAGUAUGUGAAAUAUGUGGAAAAAGGUUUACAUUCCGCGAGACCUUGAGGACCCACAUGUAUCUCUGCCACACAGAAAACAAAAAACGUUUUGAAUGCACAUACUGCAACCAUACGUUUACAAUGAUGGGCGGACUUAGAAAACACAUCAGAAGGCGCCAUCUAGACGACAGACAGGAAUUUGCGUGCACCGAGUGCAACAAAGUAUACAAAGACAAGUUCGUGCUGAAUAGACAUAUAAAAGUGCAACAUGGCGAACUGAAAGGUGAAAGGCACGAUUGUCACUGUGGAAAAUCGUUCGCGUAUGUUGAGAGUUUGAAAAAACAUAUGAAGAAACAUCAUCCCGAGUGUGAUCCAGGAAUUGAGACGAAAUUAAGAUGAGGUAGUGACGGUGAUUAGUGUGAUUUUAAUAAAAUGUUUGGAUGUACAAGAUUUUUUUUUACAAAAAAAAACGCAAAGGCGAAGUCAAAAUGCUGGAUUACCGGUAGUAUAGAGAAGUUAAGGUGGGGUUCGUGCAUGGACCAACGAAAAAAUAGAUGGACAGAGCAUCAAAAUCAAUGACCACAAGCAAAAUGCACCAUAAUCAUGAAGUCGAAACUCUCUUUUUCUAAUGGCAUGGAUGUUGUGUGAAUUAAUGGGCGCCUACAGUGGCGUAGACUGUGACAGAGGUCUAUAAUAAAAAUUGAAUAAAGACCACACUAUACUACUAAACAAUACCUAAUUGGAAUAAUCACUGGGUAUUUAGUUUGAUUGCUGUGCACAAAGUUUAGUGAUGACCGUAUGUAUGCACCAUAAGUUUUUGCUGUCCAAGUUUGACUAAGUUAAGAGCAGUACUUCUGUGCACCGACUUCAUUCCGUAUCUUCCCAGCUAAGAACACUUUCGAUCCGACAAAAAUCUUUCUAUGUAUUAAGUUACAGUGGACAACAAUCAUGUAUGCAGAAGAAUGCACAGUUUCAUAUUUUCAACUUGUAAUGUGAAAUCGUUGUUUGCCCUUUAAAGAGCUUGAAAAUAUAAGCAUAUUCUGAAAAAAACGUAAAAUCUUAAUUUUUUUAGUAUUUUUGAA
Messenger RNA from Acanthoscelides obtectus, 2240 nucleotides. The record is from the annotation of a GenBank genome assembly. Lineage: Eukaryota; Metazoa; Arthropoda; Insecta; Coleoptera; Chrysomelidae.